AUGACUGUCUUUCGUCAUCAUUCCCUAGACACAGAUUCUGUUCGAUCCUUUCUGCUGGAUGUUAAUCCACAUCACUCAAUUGUGUCGCCCGAAGACGUUGCGAACAAGAUCGAUGGCCGCUGGAUUGAUCGAACAAACGGUAAGUUCAUCGAUAUAACUGCACUGCACCAAGACGAGAGAGUUACCGUCAAAAAGGAUGUGACUUCACUUUUCUGCAAAGACGGUCAUCGGUACAAUAACCAAGACAUUUAUCCUCUCACGCUGUCGCAGAUCGAGGGAAUUGAGGUUAAAGUCCCCGCGAGGAGUAACAGAAUCCUGCUCGAAGAGUACGGUCCCGAAGCACUCACUAACACCCGAUUUCACUGGUACGAAUUGGCUGGAUUCAUCUAUGGCGUCGUGAGCAUUGACAGUGAGCAGGUAUGA
Lithohypha guttulata is the source of this 423-nucleotide messenger RNA. It is a transcript of the gene MNN4, whose product is annotated as mannosyltransferase. The record is from RefSeq and is a predicted model, not a curated record. The transcript has 2 exons. Lineage: Eukaryota; Fungi; Ascomycota; Eurotiomycetes; Chaetothyriales; Trichomeriaceae. The coding region runs from base 1 to 423 and encodes 140 amino acids.